Messenger RNA from Penicillium cataractarum, 4452 nucleotides. Its product is annotated as ribosome biogenesis protein URB2. Bases 1 to 4452 code for a protein of 1483 amino acids. Gene Ontology annotation, biological process: ribosome biogenesis. The record is from RefSeq and is a predicted model, not a curated record. Gene Ontology annotation, cellular component: nucleolus. Lineage: Eukaryota; Fungi; Ascomycota; Eurotiomycetes; Eurotiales; Aspergillaceae. The transcript is spliced from 2 exons.
AUGCCUUUGCUUGCGGGGCCCUCGAGCUCGUCGCAAGAGGCGCUCCUCCGCCUUGAAAAAGGUAGCAGCGCAUCGCCAACUACCCAACUUCACGAAGCCGCGCAGAUCCUCGGUGUGGACCUCAAGACCUGUGAGAGUCACCCGGAGACACACCGAAAUGCGAAAAUUCAGUCAAAGGCCACUCCCAAGGAGGAGUGGGUGCUCCGUUGGUUAUUGAAGAGGCUCCGGACUGGGAAAAACUACCGCGUGGAUCCAGCUUCAUUCCUGUUACUGCGAGAGCUCAUUGGCUUCAUCUCGCCCAAGAAUUUGGCGACAAUUCUGAAAGACCAAAAGUUCUUCUCCAUUCUGUGCGACACGGUUACGGAUUUGGAGAAUGACAUCCUUACGACGCUGGGAAGCGGUGCAUCGACCUCAAAUUUCGAGUCCGACUCUAGCAACACUUUGGACGUGCGUCCCGCUAAGGAGGAACCUCGAGGCACGAAGGGAACGAAGAGGAAGAGAGUUGUUGGGGAGAAUGAUACCGAGUCUAUGGACCUAGACGAGACGCCGCAGAACCCCGCUUCGUGCUUCCUUGCAUUCAUUCGUGCUCUGGACUGCCUUUAUGGCGUUGCGACUCUGGUUCAGCGCACACUUGGCGUGGAUGAAGUGGCCAACUCGCACCUCAAGUUGGCGCUCAGAGGGGAGCCCGAGGGAGCUGCAGGAUUGCUGGGCAGGUCGCUUCAGCUGGCUGCCGUUGCCGUAAUGCAGUUCUCGCAAGCAGGUAGGACAACCGAUCUCCAGCACCUACUACUUGUCUUCCCAGCAAUGCUUGAACUAUGGGAGUCAAGAUCCUACCGCCAAGACGAUACGAACAACACCUCAAGCCAUGAAUGGUUUGCCAAGUCUUGUUUCUCUCACGCUCUCCGGCUUCAACUCUGUCUUCGAAACGUCACAUUCGACACUGACGAGAGGGCCCAUCUCCUACAUGCAAUCGAACGUAUUGUCGCUCUUCAUGUGUUGAUUCCAGCUCGGGAGGCUUUCUUUGCCCGCGGCGGUUCUGGCAUUGACUACUCCAAGGAAGAACCAGAUUGGAGCUCGGUCAAACCAGUGACUGAUACAUUCAGACCCAUCAUUGGUGAACUUUCAGCCAUCCAAAUGACGCCUGCCAAGUCUACCAAUCGCUCGUUCCACCCUUCGUGGCGAUCAAUCGAACUCCUUCCCGAGCUGUUCGAUAAUGCAGUGCGCGCCGUCCCAAGAGAUGAUUUCAGACGUCAGACACACGAAGCUCCUUGGCUAGAGACUUUGUUUGUGGCUGUUGCAGAGCUAGCUUAUUCCACCGCAAAGGAGGAAGAGCCCGCCACCUUCUCUGCCAGGUUUGUCUCCGUGUUGGAGGACCUAUUGCGCAUUGCUCUAGACCGAAAUGUCGGUCUGUCUCUGCAGACCAUCCUUACCCAUGCCGGUUAUACCGGUCUCCUUGAGCAAGGCUUAGAGCAGGUUCAGUGGAAUGUUACAGCUCUAGUUAUCAGCCUUGGUGUUGAUGUUUUCCUGCCCAACUCGGGACUACGUGAUGCAAGCAAGCUGCUGGAUGCGCUACUUGACAAGAUCAUGCUGCAAUGGCGCAGUGAUUCUUCCAAGAACUCAAAUGACUACAGUACAAUCAAGAAUGACGUCGUUAUCCCGCUUCUACGGGGCUUUGCAGGCGCGAGAGAUUUGACAUCUUUCAUGGAGGUCUGGCAUAACCAGCUUGUAAUCCUGGAAGAAGCUCGCGUCCGCAACAAGGAUCUCCCAUUCUUCUCUGUCUGGGAAGAUGAUGAUUUGUGCGAUGUCUUUUCUGAGUUGGCCCGGACUUCACUUACCGGCAUCAACUUUGCCGCACAGCUGCAGACUGCCGCAACGGCAACUCGGGAUGAAAAUGGGAAGAUUUCCGAGUCCUCACAAUCAUAUGCAAAAUUCGUUGUGAUGGAGGCCACAUUCCGAAGCAAGGUAUUGACGGCCGAUUCGGAGGAGGCUUUGGCACAGUUCCUUGAUACCUUGACGUCUACUCUGUCGUCAAAGCAAACGCUCCACUGGCGCUGGCGCUUGUGGCGGUUCGUGCGGAAUCUUUUGCAGAACAACUUGCUCGCCGCUGGUAGUGUCCUUGACAAGGCUACGAAGCCUCUCGUGAGCGUUGGUGCAAAGGCCCUUCACCGCAAUCAGAAGAACUUGGCCAAAGUGCCACUUGCUCCUCUGGAGUCAUGGGAAAUCUAUCGGUUUGUCCUGUUGGUUGUCACGGGAAAGCCCAGUGAUGAACAACUGGAUGCAUUCGCUGAUAUCUCCAAGGAUGUGACGAAAUUGGUCUCAUCCGUCACAGCGGAGGAUGCUCAAGCCUCGAUGGAGGCUCCCUGGGAUGGCCGGAUCGAUACUCUGUGCUCAUCAACUACGCUGGCUUUGGCUUACACCUUGGCGCUGGUGAGGGAACCUGAUGCCUGGGAAAAGGUCAAGCCCGAAUACCGGUCGAGCCUGUUCAAGCAGCUCAUGUCUCUUGCUGCUGCGCAGUACCACUCGUCCUCGUUGCCUUUGGAGACAGUUGCCGAUAAUGCGCGAUUCCUUCAAGCAUGGGCGAGUGUUGUUUGUCACGAGUAUCUGCUCAACGUGCCAUUCAUUGUACCUGAUUUGGUUCUUCUGCUCACCAAGAGCAUCGAAGAUGACGUUUCCAAUCGCCGUCUCUACGUGGAGAGCAUGCAGCGAAUCCCUGCUGCAUUGAUCACCCGUGGUCUGAGAACCAGCCUUUUGGACAAACUCCACGAUGUCGUUAUUCAACAGGACACUGCUACCGAGGUCACUCUUGGCCUUUUGACCAUGAUGGCUAAACUCGCAGCUAUGCCCAAGUGCGAUGCUAGUGUUACGAGCGAUUGGGAGCCGAUCUGGACAGAGGCUCGCGCCAUCUCCCUGGUAGGCACUGAAUUGGAUUUACAAAUCAUGAAGGCCUUCCGCAGCUUCUAUCGUGCUGUCAUUGCCAAGCUGCUGGUUCUAUCACAGGAUGAUCGAUAUGAGACAUUCAAGAAGCUUUAUUCCAGAGUCUCCAAACAGGCGUCCAAGCUCCGUCAAAUUGACCGUGAUUCCAUGGCUUGUUUCCUACUUCGACUGUCUCUGUCAGAACUCUGGGUUCAUCGCAAGCAAUUGGCCAAGGCAUUCCCUGAAGAUGAGCUGGCAUCCUGCCGUCAACGCGUGUUUGGCUUGGUGCUGGCAGAUAUGAAAUCCGUCAAGGAUCAGUGCAGGAAGCAGAAGCUAGAGGAGACAAUCACCCUCAUCAAAACUAUCGAUGCCCUCGAAGACUUUGAGGAUCUGGCGACCAAUAACAUCGAGGUCGAAAAGUUCCUCUCCAAGCUUGAGCGCUACAUGGAGAUGUCAGUCGAUUCCGCUCCGUCGCGCCUGAUUCGACGGCGCCUAAUGGCUACCAAGGGAUCCGAGAAGAAGGCCACUGAGCCGGUGCUGCAAUGCGCUGAGACCCUUGCCCUCCAGUCGCUCUACGCCGAGGAUCAACAGCUAUUCAUUCGAGCCACCACCGAGCGUUUCCGCUCAAUGACUGGAGAACAGGUCAGUGAAGCAAUUCAAGAGAUCCGUGAGCUCGGCUUCAGUGGUCAGCAGGCAGCAUAUCGACUUCUUGUGGUCUAUCUUGCGGUCAUCUCCCUCCAGCCCGUCGAAGACAAGGACAGUCCCGUUUCUCGCGAGCUCUCCCUGCUCAGCCAGUCUCUCGCAGAGGCUCUCGUCCACAGCACUUCAAUCGAUCAGUUCUGUUUUACCGCCGAGACUAUGGCACUCCUUCUCCGCGUACACACUCGCAGCAUUGCUCAGUGUAACGUCGACGAUAUGUUGGCUGCCAUCGCUACCGCUGCCUCAAAGAGUGGCCCGCGUAUCUCACCCGAGUAUGCCCCGACUAUCUACACCCGCCUGUGUCGCUUGAUGAGCAUCAUCCUGGGUCUGCAGCGAAUCAAGAUCGGCGGUCGCUUCCACCUCGUCGUCACUGCCAUGCAGCGACUGCUUGGCUGUCUCUUUGCGCGGUCUCGGAAGCGCUCACGCUCCAACCACGCCGCAGUCAUCUCCCACCCCUUCUGGCUCGCUCCCCUCGACGCCUCUCACACAUCCAAUUUCACCCGUCUCCUUACCUCCCUCAGUGACCCGACUGUCUCCGCUGUGCUGCGCUCCCAGCCUGGCAUGUCUCGCGAGACUCUGACCGAUGAGACUAAGAAAGCCAAGCGCAUCGCUGGCCAAUACCUACAAUACGUGAUCAUGGCGUAUGCGCAAUGCUCGUUGCGUGGGUCGUUGGUUCCGGAUGUGAAGGCCGCCCUGAUGCCCGGUCUGUAUGCGGCGCUGGAUGUGAUGUCCCGGGAGUCUAUGCGUGCGAUGAACGCCGGUCUGGAUGCUUCGGGUCGUGCUGUGUUCAAGUCUCUUUAUGAUGACUAUGUGAAGUUUGGAAAGUGGAAUAAGGCUUGA